CGAGAGGCAGGCGGCGGAUUUCCGGUUCCGGGAGCAGCGAACGGCCGCGGAGACGACAGCUACUGCUUACGAGAAGACUACUUCGGAGGAGGAAGAGGAAUUAGGGCAGGCGGGACGCGCAGACGGGACCCUCACCAUGGGUCCUCAGGCCUAGGGCGGCGGAAGCUACCAGCCUGGUGCCAAGCUGGCUGCUACUACAUUUGGAAGCCUCCAUGGCUGAAGACUGGCUGGACUGCCCAGCCCUGGGCCCUGGCUGGAAACGUCGUGAGGUCUAUCGCAAGUCAGGGGUCACCUGUGGACGUUCAGACACCUAUUACCAGAGCCCCACAGGAGACAGGAUCCGAAGCAAAGUUGAGCUGACUCGAUACCUGGGCCCUGCAUGUGACCUCACCCUCUUCGACUUCAAACAAGGCAUCUUGUGCUAUCCAACCCCCAAGGUCCAAUCUGUGGCUGUCCCCAGCAAGAAGCGGAAAAAGCCUGCAAGAUCCGCCAAAACUCGGAAACGUCAGGUUGCACCCCAGAGGACUGAGGUCAGGAAGGAGAGAAAGGAGAGGAAAGAGACCCAAGAGGAUGAGACCAAGGCUGAUACUGACACAAUCCCAGCUUCAUUCCCUGCACCUGGGUGCUGUGAGAACUGUGGAAUCAGCUUCUCAGGGGAUGGUUCUGGAAGGCAGCGGCUCAAGACAUUGUGCAAAGACUGCCGAGCACAGAGAAUUGCCUUCAAUCGCGAGCAGAGAAUGUUUAAGCGUGUGGGCUGUGGAGAGUGCACAGCCUGUCGGGUAACUGAAGACUGUGGGGCCUGCUCCACCUGCCUCCUGCAGCUACCCCAUGAUGUGGCCUCAGGGCUGUUCUGCAAGUGUGAGAGGAGACGCUGCCUCCGGAUUGUGCAGAGGAGCCGAGGGUGUGGAGUGUGCCGGGGCUGUCAGACCCAAGAGGACUGUGGCCAUUGCCGAGUCUGCCUUCGCCCUCCCCGCCCUGGUCUCAGGCGCCAGUGGAGGUGUGUGCAGCGGCGCUGCCUUCGGGGUAAACGUAGAUGCCACAGGGGAGGCCGUGACUCCAAGAUGACUGCCCGACGACACUCUCGAGCUCAGCCAGUGCCUAUUCUUCCCACACUGCAGCCUCCAGAACCCCCAGAGCCCAUGGAGCUGCACAACAACUCCCCGGUGCCCUCACCUCCUGCUGAGUUCAUCUAUUACUGUGUAGACGAGGACGAGCUACAGCCCUACACGAACCGCCGGCAGAACCGCAAGUGCGGGGCCUGUGCAGCCUGCCUACGGCGGAUGGACUGUGGCCGCUGCGACUUCUGCUGCGACAAGCCCAAAUUCGGGGGCAGCAACCAGAAGCGCCAGAAGUGUCGUUGGCGCCAAUGCCUGCAGUUUGCCAUGAAGCGGCUGCUGCCCAGUAUUGGGUCAGAGUCCGAGGAGGGGGCAGGAUCACCUCUACUUCACCCUCGUCGAAAGAGACCAGGUUCUGUUCAACGGCCCCACCUGGCCCCCACCCUGAAGCCCCCUUUGGCUACUCGCACAGCCCGACUAGGCCGUGCUCAGCCUCCAAUGAAACAGGAAGCAGGUGCUAGCUUUGUACUACCCCCUCCUGGCACUGACCUUGUGUUUUUACGGGAGGGUGCCAGCAGUCCUGUGCAGGUGCCUGGCCCUGCUACAGCUUCCACAGAAGCCCCAUUGCAGGAAGCCCAGUGCUCUGGCCUGAGUUGGGUUGUGGCCUUACCUCAGGUAAAGCAAGAGAAAGCAGAUGCCCAGGAAGAGUGGACAUCGGAUAUAGCUGUCCUGACUUCUCCCACAUUGCAACCUGGCUGCCCUAGCAAGGCAAUAGACCUGUGCCUGCCACCAGUGAAGCAAGAGCCACCUGACCCUGAGGAGGGAAAGGAGGAGAACAAGGAUGGCUGUGUCUCCGAAUCGGCCCCAGAGGAGGAGGUGGCAGGAGGGCCUGGCACGCCCGUGAUCACGGAGAUUUUCAGCCUGGGUGGAACCCGCUUCCGGGACACAGCAGUCUGGUUGCCAAGGUCCAAGGACCUUAAAAAACCUGGAGCUAGAAAGCAGUAGACUGGAGGCUUCUGCAGACUGUAGGACUCAAGGUGAUACAUGCAGACCGGCUUUGUGAGAGACAACCCUGAUCUACCAGGGGCUGGAAGGGGCUAGACUGGUUGCAGGGCUUGUAUGUGGAUCAACUGUAGGAGGAAAACCUACCAGCAAACCCAAGGAGCAGGCCUACUUCCUACUUGGAGCUUAGAGGAAACAAGCCCCAAAGGAGGAGAAAGUCAGGGGAGAAAGUUGAUGCAUCUGCUCCCGGGUCUGAGGAUGAUGAGAAGUUGGGUGUUAGGGGUGGGGGAGCUGGGAUGAGGAAGGGAAUGUAAUUAAAGCCACCACAAAGAACCUAAACAAGUCAUCUUCAUAAACAAUUUUAAGUGGCUUCUGGAUGAGACAGCAGUGUCUCUAAACAUUUUCUCAGGGAGACAGCAAUUGAAAAUGCAAUGUGAAUAAAUGAAAAAAGGAAAGGAACCGCUGUUUGGUGAACUCCUCCUAUGGACCCAUUUAUUUAAUCCUCAAAACAGUCUAAGAAGACAUCGAUUUUGUGCACUUCUGCCAAUGAGAAAAUUGAGAUUCAAAAGAUAUGAACUUACACAUUGUCAAAAUCUAGUGUUGCUAGAACCUAGAAUUAUACCCAGGCUGUAAAACUUUGUUCUUCAAGCCACUAAACUGUUAACUGCAAUCCUAUGUGCAAUAAUGUGUAAUACUGCAGUAAUAGUUUCCAGUGACAAUGAAGAUAUAGUGGAUUGCUAUUAAUACUAUAAUAAAUCCUUUACACUCCUGCCUUUAGCAUGGUUUAGGGAGUUCUAAGGCUCUAUUAUGUGGACAGGAUGAUCUUUUCAGAGCACCUGUUCAUCCAGAAUCUGGGUUAUCCAUAGGCCCUGGAUGCUGCAUAGGAUUCUUCAAACCCUAAAGGGUGUCCCUUCCCAUUGGCUACUGUCUAUUUAGUUGUUACCCUAACUGCCCCUCCUCAGUCAGAGCAUUCUUUGGAACUAAAGCUGCCAGCCUGGCUCAUCUUUCCUGACACUGUACAUCUGCCCUCUGAUGACCUUUGUGCUUGGUUCCUGUCCUUGGCCCAAAUGUCUUCCAGGAGGCUGAAUUCCUGCUUUGAAUUCUGCCCAAGGGUCAGCCUGGCUCAGCCUUACCUCACUCUAAUGCUUCAUCCAUGAAAUGCCAAAAAGAUUUGAUAUAUAAUUUGUUACUUAGUUUUACAUGGCCAGGACUCAGGGAGUGCCUCCCUUGCCUACUCUAGUUCUAGCCCUGCAACUUUAGGUAAUUGUGCUUUAGAUUGGUCAUUUCCCACUUCUAAUUCACAAGAUUCAACUCUCUUAACACUCUCCUAUUCUUUGCCCUGCUCUACCUAGUUCAGCUAUAGCCAAGAAUAGGUAAUCUAAUACUGCUUUAUUCCUGCUAGGGAACCCUAGUAAGUCUAUAAUUCUGACAAGUGAUGUUCUAAGGGAAAUUUAUUUAAUUGGCAUUCUGACUCAUAAGUGAAGAGUGUGAUUACCAUGACCACCAAGAAACAGAUGAUGUAUAAUGUAUAUUUUAAGGGAUUUAUUAGAGGGAUUGGACUUCACAUAAUUGUGGGAGCUGGUUAAACAGUCUCUGUAAGGCUGUUUUCUUUGCAUCUAAUGCUGGAGCUUAAAGUCUGCAGGGCAGGCAGUUGGGAAGGGAAGAUGGAUGUAAAGUGUGGGAGACGGAGGACACAUUGGAGCCCAUGAGCACAAGCUGGGACCCACAUGGAUUGCCUGGAACCUAUGUCAGUCUCUCAUCACCUCCUGCUUCAGUGAUGUGGGUGUCCUGCAGAAGAAGUUGGUGCCCUUCCUCACAGAGUUAAAUGUGCACCUGGCUCAGGAUUAGAGAGGCUGAAGGAAGAUCUCAGGGAAGGUGUAGCAGCUGCAGACCUGGCUGCAAGCCUCAGGGCUGCCCCACACCAAGGAGGUGAGCCUGCAGAUAAGUGACAGCAUGUGUGAACAGCAACAGCACUUUGGUGCCCCUGCACCAGCCUUCCAGCUGUAAACUAUGUUACUGCUUCACUUCUGCCCUUCAGUUAUCAGCCAGAAUGCCUCAUGUGGCCAUCCUAACCAGAAGGGAAGGGAGUUCUGGGAAGCAGCCAAGAUGAUGCGUUGCAAAGCUAACCUGCUGUGAAUCAGCUCCCAAGGGUCUCACUACUCAACUGACGAUAACUUGAUAAAACUACACUGCUGAAAACACAAAACUCAAGACAAAUUCUAUCAAGCCAGAACAAACUUGCUGGUCUUCAGCUAUUUUUGUCAUUCAUUCAGGUAUUAAGAACCUGGCCCAAAGUAGGCACUGUAUUUAAUACUGGGAUACAGAAAUGAGAAAAGAUAUGGUCCAUGCAGUUUUAUUAAAUGCAUCAAUAUAUAUAUUACAAGUGGUGAAUGGAUUUCCAAAUUUAUCAUAGAAUUUAAUGCUGAAAAUGUAAAAUUUAAGAAACUAAGGGGAGGCCAACCUUUGGGUAAAGAUUGUUGGGCACCGUAGAAAUUGGAAACAAUUAAGUAACUGUUCUCUAACUGUUCUAUUUUUGAAUUAUUUUUAAGGAGAUUUUUAUUGUCCUCUUUAUAGAUUUAUAUGCUUAGUGUUUCUUUGGGGAGUGACUUGAUGGUGAUAGCAGUGAUUGCCUCAAAGAAACUUGGUUAGUGGAUGGCAGGAUCAAAGUCAGUUCUAUCCAAGGACCCCCAAGAUGCAUCAUUUUCUAGGCCUCACAGGGUGGUUGGUGGCUAAAGGCUGAGGCGCUUUUGCUGCUGAUACGCACAUGGGCCCAGCCCUCCAAUCUCCUCAGGGCGAGGGAGCCUGCCAGCAGUCAGUCCCUCCUUAGGGUGAGACUUACCACAAAUGCCUCCCCCUGGACAGGGCCUGGAGGGAAGCAACUACCCCUUUCGAAGAGGUAAAGGACUAAAAUCGAACUGGAGUUAAAUAACCAGGCUCAUCCAGGGUGAGGGUGCUGCACGGUCAACUCAGGAACCAGCGCUGAGACAUCUGAGGGCAGCCGCCUGUCAGCAUCAAUUGGCUUCCCUGUCUGUCGCCUCCAAGAACUCAUCGGGACCCUCUGGGCUGCACAACCUCGAGAGCACCCAACUGGCAGCCCAAUCUCAGUGGCCUUUCCCAAACCCCGAGAGGAUGGAGGGCACAGCAUUUUCAUUGCCUCACUUCUCUGAGGGUAUAUGGGCUGGGGAGGUUCCCCUCAGACCCACCCCUACAGGCCAGUCAGUGCCUGGGAGACUUAAAGAUCAAGGAUCCGCCCCCCAGGACGUCUUCCAGUGAAUCCAGUAGACUUCCUAAUUUCUUUCUUUUUUGUUUGUUUCAGGCUACGUAAACUCUUAGCAGUAAAUGAAAAUGAGUAUUUUACGGAACUGCAAUUGAAAGAAGAAGCAUUAUAGGAGAAAAAUGAAUUAUUAAAAGAUUAUUAAAAGAGAAGAAAGACAUUAUUUUGUGGCUGAAAAGCUGAACCAGCAAUUCAGGAUAUGGAAUUCAAAUCUAGAAAUGUACCACAUAGAAAACCGAAGUGGGUGAACUACAAAUGAUUAAGGAAUGCUAAUUUACAGUAUACUGCGGCCUUAAGAAAGUAUACACAGUUUGUACUUUGGUUACUGGUAUACCUUCAUAACUGGCGUAGUUACUGGUUUUUCCCUACUUGCUCUGGUGUUCUAUGCUCAACCUCACUUUAGAAUGGGAAUGCCAAAGAGUCAUUCUUAAUUGGCUUUUAUGUAUUAACUACCUUCAUGCUCUUGAGGGGAAAUACAAAUGUGGCUUCUACCUGUGCUGAGGUCUCUGCCAGAUCCAGUUCCUGAUCUGUGUUGCAGUUCUGCCAGGGAUCCUGAUUCUCAGGAAAUGAUCACCUGGACUUCUGAAUUUGCAUCCUGACCCAGGUCCACUGUGAUUCCUUGAUUCAGACUCUUUUUGGUCUUUUUUUUGCCCAGCCAGGUAAUGCCACUGCCCCACCAGCUCAUUUGAUCUGCCCCCCUUCCUAAGAAAAUCCUAAGUGUAAACCCUGGUUUCUGCCCAGUGCAGUAGGAAAAUUUUAUUAACAGAUUAUUAUUACUGGUUGGGUAGUUUGAUAAAGCACUUUGGCUCCCUGAGCCUUAAUCCACUACGCUCUAAAUGAGGAUAAUAUCUGCUGUUCUGUCAACUCUGUAAGAUAUUUGUCAAGCUCCAAGGUUGUAUCUGUAAAAAUACCUUGCAAAUUGUAAAAAAACAAAAAGCUACACAAAUA
This is a messenger RNA of Ictidomys tridecemlineatus (thirteen-lined ground squirrel), 6279 nucleotides long. The record is from RefSeq and is a predicted model, not a curated record. NCBI's taxonomy places the organism in Eukaryota, Metazoa, Chordata, Mammalia, Rodentia, Sciuridae.